Messenger RNA from Ananas comosus (pineapple), 684 nucleotides. Its product is annotated as G patch domain-containing protein 4-like. The transcript has a single exon. The coding region runs from base 1 to 684 and encodes 227 amino acids. The record is from RefSeq and is a predicted model, not a curated record. Lineage: Eukaryota; Viridiplantae; Streptophyta; Magnoliopsida; Poales; Bromeliaceae.
AUGGCCCUGUCCCGGGAGCAUGCCGAUACCCGCCAGGGUGGGGAGGGCACACACGAGAAGGCGGCGACCACAACAGCCAGAAGAAAGAACAAAGAGAAGCAAACAGCGAGAGCAGGAAGCACAAAGAGAGCGAGGCAGUCGAGAACAACGGGAAAAGGAGAAGACGAAAGCAAGAGAGGGAAAAUAGAGGGAGACAAGAGCGGGCCAAAAGAGGACACAAAAGGGGGCGCUAAGACACCGGGAGGGGAAGAAAAGCAGGGGGACGCGAGCGGAACGAAAGACACAAGUAAAAGGGGCCGGAAAACACCAAGCACCGGGGGGCGUGGAGGGCAUGAAGAGAGAGCGAAGGGAGCGAAGCAAAGAGGAGCGAGAGGGGAUGGGGACGCGCGCGGGCGAGGCCCGCGAAGGCGAGAGCGAGGGGGGAUGGGGGGGCCGCGCGAAGCCUGCGAACGCGACCCCGGGCCUGACGCACCGGCCACACGAAAGCAGCGCCGGGAGCGAAGGUUAGACGACGCCUCAGCCGGAGCGAUCACAAAGGAAUCGCGCGGCGGCGACGAGAGGAAGAGGAAGCCGAGGCGAGAGAGGCGAGCAACGGGAGAGCGUAAAGCAGUGGAGGGGGAGGACGGAAGAAAGAAAAGGAGGACGGCGAGGGGGGUCGGUCCGGGGACUGAACAGGGGCCAUGA